Messenger RNA from Oncorhynchus keta (chum salmon), 2516 nucleotides. RefSeq names its product CD276 antigen-like. Bases 9 to 1124 code for a protein of 371 amino acids. NCBI's taxonomy places the organism in Eukaryota, Metazoa, Chordata, Actinopteri, Salmoniformes, Salmonidae. The transcript has 4 exons. The record is from RefSeq and is a predicted model, not a curated record.
UGAAACACAUGCAUUUGGGACGACGUGCAAGUGGUUUCGAUCUGUACCAGGUCACGUGGUUUCUAGCGGACCAUCUGCUUAUUAAGACGUGUUACGGUAUAUUCCAUUUGAGAUCGCCUAUCCCGAUGGUGAAGUCUAUUUUACAGCUUCCCAUCAAACGAUUCGAAAUGUCGGGAUGGUUCUUUAUUCUGCUCAUCGCUGCACUCAGAGACAUUGAUGCCUUCGAAGUACAGGCGCCCCAGCCCAGAGUGGUAGCCGUCUAUAACCAACCGGCUAUUUUGGGCUGUGUGUUUCCCCCUAGCCUUGACCUUGGUUCCCUCCUGGAUGAGGGUCUCGUGGUGACAUGGCAGAGGGUAGAAGAUUUGCGGGUGGUCCACAGUUUCUACUACGGAAUAGACCAACUGGCGCGCCAGAGUGGGGAGUAUCACAAACGCACUGGACUGUUCCAUUCCCAGCUCCCUGGGGGAAACGCAUCCCUCAGGUUGGAGAGUGUAGGUCCAGGGGAUCAGGGAAGAUAUCUCUGUUCGGUUAAUAACAUGAAGGGGACAGGAAAGGCUGAGGUCCAGCUCAAAUACGCAGCAUUCUACACAGAGCCUCACCUCACAGUCCAGGCCCAGCACUCCUACACGACCUUCCUCUAUGAGACUGAAGGUUACCCAGAACCAGAGGUCCGCUGGUCGGACCCGCAUGGCCAUAACCUCACGCAUAACAUCUCAGUGACCCAGUCGUCCAAGGCCCCGGGCCUGCUCCUCUCUCUCCGUACCCAGCUGGUGAUGCAGGCUGGUGGGGCAGUCAACUACACCUUCUCCCUGAGGAACCAGCUCCUGCAGCAGGUCAUGGAGAGGUCACUGAGUUAUGAGUCAAGCAGUAGAAACUAUGACGACUGCCCCAGAGACAGAUCUACACUGCUGAUGUUGUUCAUCCCUGCUGGAGGCUUGGUUAUUGUCCUCAUAUUCCUUUACUUUCCACACAAACGGACAUGGAAAGCCACAUCUAAAUCACAACAUAUGACAGAAUUAACUGGGCGUAAACGAACUUGUGACAAGAACACUAGUCCUCUAGAGGCAAGGACAUCCAACUGCGAAUCAGACGUCUCACCUCCAAGCCCAGCACAUGAAGUUUAAGAGACUCCUUGUUCAUUCUCUGCAAAGUCCAACGUGUGUUUCUGGUCUAGUAGCGUCAUGGUAUCAUCCUUCCUGGAGCUGAGAAUGCUGGAAAUCCAGUUGUCAGUCGGGCAGUAACAACGAAUCAGUUUCAUUAGGUGGCGGUAACAUUAAAUGACUCUUUUUUUUUCUCUCCAUUGCCCAACAUGGGUCAGAUUACUGGAAAGGGAACCAGACACAAAGCUUCUAUUGAGAGACUUGGUCAUUACAGACCUGAGGGGAACCGGUCUGACAGAUUUGGUGGGAGGGGCCCCAACCACCAUCCAGAACAGUGUUUCUGGGAAACGAGUGGGAAAUGCCUUUUGUGCAUUGAAAGUAUUCAGAACCCUUGACUUUUUCGACAUUUUGUUACAUUACAGCCUUAUUGUCCUCAUCCAUCUACACACAAUAUCCCAUAAUGACAAAGUAAAAACAGGGUUUAAGACAUUUUGGCAAAUGUAUUCAAAUAAAAAAACAGAUAGCUUCUUUACGUAUGUAUUCAGUAUUCAGUAUUCAACAUGAUUUGGAAAGGCACAAACCUGUCUACAUAGGGUCCCACAGUUGACACUGCAUGUCAAAGCAAAAACCAAGCCAUGAGGUCGAAGGAAUUGUCCGUAGAGCUCUGAGACAGGAUUCUGUCGAGGCACAGAUCUGGGGAAGGGCACCAAAACAUUUCUGCAGCAUUUAAGGUCCCGAAGAACACAGGGGCCACCAUCAUUCUUAAAUGGAAGAAGUUUGGAACCACCAAGACUCUUCCUCAUCUCUGGAGAGACCUGGAAAUAGCUGUGCAGCAACGCUCCCCAUCCAACCUGACAGAGCUUGAGAGAAUCUGCAGAGAAGAAUGGGAGAAACUCCCCAAAUACAGGUGUGCCAAGCUUGUAGCAUCAUACCCGUGAAGACUCGAGGCUGUAGUCACUGCCACAGUUGCUUCAAUCAAGUACUGAGUAAAGGGUCUGAAUACUUAUGUUAAUGUGAUAUUUCAGUGGAUUUUUUAUUCUAAAAUCUGUUUUUGGCUUUGUCAUUAUGUGUUUAGAUAUUUUUCAGAUAUGUUUUUUAAUCAAUUUUAGAAUAAGGCUGUAACGUAACAAAAUGUAGAAAAAUUGAAGGGGCACACCAGUAUUGUUCAAUAUUUGCCCAUUUAUUAUUAUUUUUUUUACAAUUCUUCAAUCUCCUUCAAAUUGGUUGUUGAUCUUCCCUUAACCCUACCAUCCCUUACCUAAUUGAAGAAACUAAUGGACAACAACUCUUAGGCUUCUACUUCCAGUUUAUACAUUCUAUAUACAUUUUACGGACACUGUAUAGUUUAAAAUAGUUAUAUUUUGUCCCAUCCUUCAGCUCCACUCAACCCCUCCCAUCUAUCUCUGAUCUAUCACC